This is a messenger RNA of Melanotaenia boesemani (Boeseman's rainbowfish), 1493 nucleotides long. RefSeq names its product chromobox homolog 7b (gene cbx7b). NCBI's taxonomy places the organism in Eukaryota, Metazoa, Chordata, Actinopteri, Atheriniformes, Melanotaeniidae. The record is from RefSeq and is a predicted model, not a curated record. Gene Ontology annotation, biological process: negative regulation of transcription by RNA polymerase II. Gene Ontology annotation, cellular component: PRC1 complex. Bases 245 to 1030 code for a protein of 261 amino acids. The transcript is spliced from 7 exons.
UGCAGAUGUGUCGCAGAUUUUGUAAAGUCACUGGACGCACGGAAAGAUCCAGCCCAAGGAAGUACCCCUGAAUAAAUUGACUCCUAAAGUGAGGGGGGGAACCAAGACUCCCGAGGGAGGAGCGCGGGGAAGAGGACGGAGCCGAGGCACCGCUGUCAGAAGCAGUUAACGUUAGCUUACGUUUGUGGGGGUGAAGGACGUUACUUUGGCAGUUAAAUCCCAACGGACGGCCCCGUGCGCAGAGAUGGAGCUGUCAGCGAUUGGAGAGCAAGUGUUUGCUGUGGAAUCAAUAGUCAAGAAAAGAGUUAGAAAGGGGAAUGUGGAGUAUCUGCUGAAGUGGAAAGGAUGGCCUCCAAAGUACAGCACCUGGGAACCUGAGGAACACAUUCUGGACCGGCGCUUGGUCCAGGCCUUUGAGGAGAAAGAGGAAAAAGAACGUGCUGUUGGCCACAGAAAGAAAGGAUCCAAAACUAAAAAAUUCCUUGUGCAGAAUACUGUGUACACUAUGGAUCUCCGCAGCGCUCACAAGAUUCCCACAAAACCUCCGCCUCGCCUGCGUCUCUCUCUGACGCGCUCUCUGGUGGCCGACAACGAGGACGAGCUUUACGGUGCCUGCAGACUGAGCUCGCAACCACAACUGGAGCAUCGAAAAAGCAAAAAUAGGAGGUCACAGAACAGGUGCCUUAACUCAAACCCUCCAAGUCCAACACAAGAGGACUGGGAGGAGUUGGGAGUGGAAGAGGAGGAGGCAGAGAACAGUCCUGGAGAUGAUGAGGAACAGGACCAAGAAGACGAUCAAAGAGAGGGCACAAAAAAGAGCAAAGGCAUUUUAAAUGGACAGAAGGGGACAGACGAUUGGAGAUCCACUACUGAACCAGACCAUGUGGCUACAUCAGAGGACUCGUGGACACCCAUCAUCAGUCCAGGAGAGGUGACGGUCACAGACGUCACCCUCAACUCUAUCACAGUGACCUUCCGAGAGUCAAGGGUGGCAAAAGGCUUCUUCAGAGACUGGGUGCUGAAAGUGUGAGCUAGCUGGCGGUGAGCGCGUGGCAAGAAUAAGUUGGAGUGUCUGGAUGCACCAUCUUCCACUAAUUUUAUUAACACUUGAAGAGCAUUUGAGAGCAGGAAGAUUGAAGGAGCAGCAGAGGGUGAAACGUAUUUUGUAGUCAUUAUUUUUCUACAUUGACCUGAAUGUAUAUUUAUUCUUUAAAGAUAUCUGUGUAUUUGUCAUGCAGAUGACUGAACAGGAUAGUUUUUUAUACAGUUUGUUAUAAUCACUGAGCUGAUGCCAUAAACAGUAGAAAUGUAGACAUGAAAGAAACCGUUGCCUAAUGUUGUUGCUUGCGCUGCUUUUGUCCACCACUGAGCGCAGAACCUUGCACUUUAUCGUGAUGUAACCCUGCACAUUAUCUGCUCCAGUCUCUUAAGUCAUUGUGUAUAGACUGUUUCUAUGGUAACACUAAAAUAAAUGUUGCACAUGUUUAAUAUGA